This is a messenger RNA of Planococcus citri (citrus mealybug), 2501 nucleotides long. RefSeq lists its product as uncharacterized. The transcript has 2 exons. The record is from RefSeq and is a predicted model, not a curated record. The coding region runs from base 293 to 2362 and encodes 689 amino acids. NCBI's taxonomy places the organism in Eukaryota, Metazoa, Arthropoda, Insecta, Hemiptera, Pseudococcidae.
UAACAAGACUGCACUUGGGUCAUUUUUAUUUAAUUAAUAAUUUUUUCCGCUUUCUUAAUCACGCCAUUCCUCGCAAAUUCGUUUUCAUAUUGUUCGCCGUAAGUGUAUCGUGCUCAUAGACUAAUAGUAAUAUGUGUGUAUACAAAUGAUACAGAUACGUACGCUUCGUGUAUGGUUAUAGUUUAAUUUAUCUAUUUGUGUUAUGCUGUGGUGACAUUUUUAUUAUAUCGAUGAAAAACACUGCGGAUUUUUUUCGAAAAUUUUACCUACGCGUUUAAAUUAAUUUAUCGAUAUGAAAAAGAAACAAUAUUUGUGCUUUAUCCUAUGGACUAACGUGAUUUUCGUGCCACUACCUAUUUAUGCAGAACACAUACACUCCAGAUAUCGUAGAAGAAUCAAUCAACACGAGUAUGAAAAUAACCAUAUUCAAGACGUGCCCGAAUCAUCGUCCGCCAGCUACAGCUCGUUUAUCAUAAACGCCGACGACGCUUACACACCUUCUCCGACACCUCAACCCAGAGAAUCGAUGACUACGUACAUGACGUACAACGAACGACAGUCUCCUUCGGCAAGCUACGUAGAAAAAACCGUAUCGUCGAAUUACAAACACCAAUUGCCGACUGGGGCGAAUUUAGAGAGGGCAUUUUCCGAUACCGAAUCUCGAUACAAAGGAGACAGAUACACUGCGAAUGAGAAAGACCACAAUUACAUCCUAACAGCAUCUGGUAAGGAAAACAUAUACCAAGAAGAUGGCCGUGAUAACGGAAACGAGCCACGCGAGUUCCAAGUCUCGUAUCCGGGUAAAUUCGAAUCCGAGAGGAUUGCCGAACAAAAGCCAACAUUUGCAACAUCCAAACGAGUAAGCAAUUACGAAAAGUCUUACAAUAAAUAUCGAUUCUCGUAUUCGAACAACGGCGCUGGUGAGGAUGACAAACAUGUGAAACAGGAAGCUCGACCUUUCAAACAUGAGGCAUCAGGUCAACGUACGUCAAAAGAUGCUCUAAAAGCUAGAAGUUAUAAUUCCGAAAUACAGAAUUACCCUCCGCAAUACCAACAGAAUCUUAAGUUUGCCGAAGAUUAUGGACAAAAGACACCCGUUGCUUGGAAACAACUAGGGCCAAAUGUGGAAAUCUCUUCGUCAGCUGAUACUCCAACAACUUACAUAAGACAAUCUCCUUCUCCUUCGCCGAAUGGUAAAGAUCAACGCCCUCGAAAGAUGUACAAGAAGCGUAAAAAUAACGCUAAUGUGAAGAAUACCAGAAACGCUUACUUGGCACCUCAACCUCAACCCCAACCUCAGCACGCUUUGUACGUGGCGAAUAAUUUACCAAAUAUCAAACAAUUCAAAACCAUUUUUGAUCAUAACGGAGUAUUGAAACAAAGCGAUAAAUUCGAAGCAGGCGAUGCGAUGACUAACGAAGCUGAAAAAGAAAACAUCGCUCUCGUUAGUAAAAAAGAACACAAAGUUAGGAUCAAACAAGAGUCGCCGAAAGAGCAACAACCUUAUAAUUACGAGACACCGAAUGUUCAAAGUUAUCAAUUUUAUAAUCCCCCUGUUGGUCCGGUAGCUGCUGCCCCAUUCUACAAUAUUCCGACACCUUUCCAAAGUAAUAAAUUACCAUUUCCAGGAGUCGGGUUAUCUAAAGGGUUUAUACGUAUGAUAGACGUCGAAACGAACUCGAACGGUGAUAAGAAAACCAUCCCUGCUUUGAUCAUCCCUCUAAGUCAAGAGCAACUCAGCAGUCCGCUCUUUAAUCCAGACUCUGCCGCCUCAGCUUACAUGAAUACUCUGGAAAUAGCCAAUCCUAAACCUAAAUCUAUUCCUUUCCCUUACGAACUGGUCAACGCCAAGUACAUUCAGAAUGAUCAAAACCUCGGAGCAGCGUUCGAUAACUAUCAACAGUUCCAAAACUAUUACCCUUAUCAGUUGAGAAAUAAUCAAAACGUAGACGAGAAUAAUUAUAAUCCAUUGUUUUACAAUACAGCCGCGUACCAAGGUUUAUUACCCAAGUACGCGUAUAAUUUAAAUAUACCCGCUUCUACACCCCCUACUAAUGAGUUAAAGACUGCCCCUAAUGUUGGAGCUUACCCAACUCAACCAGCUUACUAUCCUAAUGAAGAUCAAAGAUCUAAUUUACCAUAUUCUAUAGUCAUACCGAAUAAAAAAGCCAACGUGCAAACGCCAUCUGAAAACGCCAGAACUGACGAUUUCAAACCCAGUGAAUAUUACGAAGAUCCUAAUGACGAAUCUCAAUAUCUCGCCCCAUCUGAAACUAAUUUUGUCCCAGCUGUGGUCGAUCCGAGUGAAAAUCAUACCCGUAAUAGUUCCAAAUCAUUUGACCAGUCUGAUUUAAGGAGUUAAUUUUGUACCUAUAACUAUUUUAUUUAUUUAUAACACGUUCGUACCUACCUAAUGGCUAAGUGGAUACAUUUAUCGAACUUGUUACUUGCAUAUUUGUAAUUUUUUGUUAUUAAAUUUUUCAUUUCUGUUGUUUUCUGAA